UCUUCUCGGACGUCUUCACCUCACUUAUUGCGUGUGGAUAUAUUUGAGUCCACCAAGUGUUUGGUUACAUUGUUCUCCCCCUCGUGGACAAGCCGAGACUCAAGAUAAUCAAGAUGCAGAUUCAGGAACUGGAGAACAUUCCCACCCUCCCAACUCUUAUCAUAGGGGUUAUGGGUGUUACGGGCGCAGGAAAAUCUACUUUUAUUCAGCGAGCAACGGGCACCAACGAAGGCAUUGUCGGGCAUUCACUCGUGUCAUGCACCCAACAAGUCACACCGCAUUACUUUGCCGCGGAGGGUUACAACUUCGUCCUAGUCGAUACACCGGGGUUCAAUGACACAUACAAAUCCGAUGCAGAGGUGCUCAAGGAGCUGGCCAACUACCUCGAACUAACCUACAAGCAAAAAACCAAGCUGGCAGGCAUCGUCUACCUCCACCGCAUCACAGACGUCCGCAUGGACGGGGGCGCCAUGCGGAACCUGAAAAUGUUCAGGAAGCUCUGCGGCGAGAAACCCAUGCGCAACGUGGUCAUCGCGUCCACCUUCUGGGGCACCAUGAGCGACACCAUCUCCGAGGCCCACGAGAGCGAGCUCAUCUCCAAGUCGGAGUUCUGGGGCGACAUGAUCUCCCACGGCGCGCGCACGCAGCGUUUCACCGGCAACCAGCGCUCUGCCCUCGACAUUCUGCUUUCUUUUGCCGACCAUGACCCAGAGACGCUGCAGCUGCAGCGAGAGCUGGUGGACGAGCGCAAAUCCAUCGGCGAAACCGAGGCGGGUUGUGCCGUCAACGAGGAGCUGCUCGUUCUAGAGGAGAAGUACAAACAAGAAUUAAAGAAAAUACAGCAGGAGGCGGCCGAGGCCCUUGCCGAGAGGGACCAGGAGAUGCAGGAAGUCCUAGAGAAGGAGAGGGCCAAGAUGGAGCGCAAGAUCGAACGCAUCCACACAGACCAGGAGCUGCUCCGCGAGGACCGCCGCGAGGAGAUACGCCGGCUCGAGAUGGAGCACCUGCUGCGCUUCGACAAGAUGCAGCACGACUACCAGGUGAUGGUCGAGCAGCACCUCAAAGAGGCUGGGCUGGGCCAGAAGGAGACGCUCGAACAGAUGGUCCACCUGCAGGAAGAUAUGGCAGAGCUCAAAUCAAAACAAGCCGCACCGUAAACGAAAGAUUGCCUUAGAGAUCGGGGGCAAGGUUCUGACCAUCGCCGCCAGCUCUGCGUUGAGUAUUAUCCAUCCUGGAGCGAUACCAGUCGCAGUUGGGGGAAUCAUGGAUUUGAUCAGCAACUGUACGAAUUCAUAAACUUGAGGGUGUGUUUCUUGAGUUGGCCGCACUGGCGAGACUUGUUUAGCAUUGUUUCUAUUGCAAUGUUAUUAAUACCUCUUCUCGAAAAUCUUGAAUGUUAUUUUCAACAACUUCGUCC
Molecule: messenger RNA, 1417 nt
Organism: Cryphonectria parasitica EP155
Lineage: Eukaryota; Fungi; Ascomycota; Sordariomycetes; Diaporthales; Cryphonectriaceae
Exons: 4
Coding region: 114-1157 (347 amino acids)
Molecular function (GO): GTP binding
Source: RefSeq, a predicted model, not a curated record